Molecule: messenger RNA, 639 nt
Organism: Microsporum canis CBS 113480
Lineage: Eukaryota; Fungi; Ascomycota; Eurotiomycetes; Onygenales; Arthrodermataceae
Product: CHD5 domain-containing protein
Exons: 3
Coding region: 1-639 (212 amino acids)
Biological process (GO): tail-anchored membrane protein insertion into ER membrane
Cellular component (GO): GET complex
Source: RefSeq, a predicted model, not a curated record
AUGGCAUCACUACUUCUUUUUGUCCUUGUUAUUCAGAUAAUUACCUAUUUAAUUAAUACAAUUGGCGCCAGAACUAUCGAUAGCCUGCUAUGGCUUUUGUAUAUCAAGCUCCCGAACCAAGCGUCACAAGUUGCCCGGGAACAGAGACAUGCGAAGCUUGAAGUAAUCCGACUUAAACGAGAAAUGAGCGCAACGAGCUCCCAGGACGAAUUUGCGAAAUGGGCAAAGCUAAGGAGACGACAUGAUAAAGCUAUGGAGGAAUAUGAUGUCAAGAAUAAAAAGCUCAGUGCGCUGAAGACUUCUUUCGACUGGACCAUCAAGACUGUACGAUGGGUCUCUACCACCGGUGUUACCGUGAUUCUUCAGUUCUGGUUCUCGAAAUCACCAAUAUUCGAUCUUCCUCGAGGCUGGCUCCCAUGGCAGGUGGAAUGGAUCUUAUCUUUUCCUCGCGCGCCACUAGGAACAGUCAGCAUACAAGUAUGGGGAGGGGCAUGUGGAACCGUUAUUGCUCUUGUCGGAGGCGCCAUGGGAGUCGCUGCUCCAGCAUUUAAAAAGAUUAAUCAACCUAGGGGGGAAGCGCAGAAGAUGGGAACUCCCAGAGGGAGUAGAGAACAGACACCCGUAAGGAAGACUCAAUGA